AUGAAGCAUUCAACAAUUUUCUUCUCUCUCCAAUUCUAUCUCCGUGAGGAACGCUCUCUGUCUACACAUCUAAAGCUUCAAGCUUUUUCCUUCUCCGAUGCCAAUUCUGUUCAGAUCCGUACCCAGAGAAUAGAGGACAGAAGAUCUCAACGUGUGUUUAGCAAAGUACAAGGAGGUGGCUUUUGUGUUGCGCUUACUUCUUUCUUCUUUAAGUUUGCGAUUGUGCUUUGA
This is a messenger RNA of Microthlaspi erraticum, 231 nucleotides long. The record is from the annotation of a GenBank genome assembly. NCBI's taxonomy places the organism in Eukaryota, Viridiplantae, Streptophyta, Magnoliopsida, Brassicales, Brassicaceae.